GAGAGCGAGCGAGUGAACGAACCAACAGCUAUCAUUCAUCCAUGAUUCAUUCACACAAUCACACUUCUGAAAUCUGAAUUCUGAUUCCAAAGCGCGAACAAAAAAAAAACUCUCCCCUUCGCCACGUCGUCGUCGUCGUCGUCAUCAUCAUUAUCUUCUUCGUCUUCUUCGUUCGCGUUCUCCAUUCCUCGCACCUCUCUCAUUAUCUCACACGAUUCCGAUCUCAUACAGUUCCAGGCUUCCAGCCGAAGAAGCUUUGUUUCAACAAGCAUAAGGAGAAGGAAGAAGUGGAUCCACGAAUAUGAGCAACAGUGUGAGCCAUAGUAUAUUCCACCAGACUCUGCUUUGUCAAGCGGUUUCGGAGUAUCAAAGUAAGGCUGGUUCUUCAAACUCUUUAUUCCAAGCUUGGAGCGCCAAUAAAGGAUCGUAUCCACCGAAGAAGCUUCUCCUCUCGACAAAUUUCCGAGGGAACAGGCUCUGUGCCAGGAAACGCAAGUUAGCUAUGGGAAAGCUCAGGCAUCAAGCGGUUAUUCCACGCGCUGUGUUAACCACCAAUCCGUCUUCUCAGCUUUCAGGGAAGUUCAACCUUGAAGGAAAUGUCGAAUUGCAGGUUGGUGUUAGCUCUCCAGCAGCAGAAGGUGCAACAGUAGUAGAUAUUCAGGUUUCAAGUAGUAGUGGCUCUCUGGUUUUGCAUUGGGGAGUUAUUUGUGAUGGUCAAGGGAAGUGGGUACUUCCUUCUCGUCGCCCAGAUGGAACUAAAAAUUACAAGAACAGAGCUCUUAGAACACCUUUUGUGAAAUCUGGCUCAGCAUCCUUCCUUAAAAUUGAAAUUGAUGAACCUGCUGCACAAGCUAUUGAGUUCCUUAUACUUGACGAAGCUCAGAAUAAAUGGUAUAAAAACAAUGGUGAGAACUUUCACAUCAAGUUAGGAGUCAAGGACAAGAUACUUCAACAAGUUUCAGUUCCUGAAGACCUUGUACAGGUUCAAGCAUACCUAAGGUGGGAACGAAAGGGUAAACAGCUGUACACUCCAGAGCAAGAGAAGGAGGAAUAUGAAGCAGCUCGACGUGAACUACAGGAAGAAGUAGCUAGAGGUACUUCUAUACAAGACCUCCGUGAGAGGCUAACCAAAAAAACUGAUUCCACUGAAGUAAAGGAGCCUUCUGUUUCAGAAACAAAGCCUUCUGUUUCAGAAACAAAGACCAUCCCUGAUGAACUUGUACAGAUUCAAGCUUAUAUACGUUGGGAAAAAGCUGGGAAGCCUAACUACUCCCCAGAACAACAACUUUUGGAAUUUGAGGAAGCAAGAAGAGAAUUACUAGCUGAACUUGAUAAGGGCUCUUCUCUGGAAGAGAUACAGAAGAAGAUUAUCAAAGGAGAGAUACAAACUAAAGUUGCCAAGCAAUUGAAAACGAAAAAGUAUUUUCGUGUUGAAAGAAUACAACGGAAAAAGAGAGACUUAACACAGCUGAUCAACAGAAACAUUGCUGAAAGUGAUGCUAAAAGUGUCUCUGAAAGUGUUGUUGAACAAACUCCAAAGGCCCUGAGAGUAAUUGAAAGGUAUGCCAAGGAAAGGGAAGAACAUGAUAAGGGUCUUGUUUUGAAUAAGACAAUAUACAAGCUUGCUGAUGAUGAUCUUCUGGUCCUUGUUACCAAGGAUGCUGGAAAGAUAAAGGUUCACCUGGCUACAGACUCCAAAAUGCCUAUUACACUUCACUGGGCCUUAUCUAGAACAACACCUGGAGAGUGGUUGGUGCCCCCUGCAAGUACUCUGCCCCCUGGUUCUGUUACAAUGAAUGAGGCCGCUGAAACACCUUUUAAAGCUGGUUCUUCAUCUCAACCUUCAUAUGAGGUCCAAUCCUUAGAUAUAGAGGUUGAAGAUGAUACUUUUAAAGGAAUACCGUUUGUCCUAAAGUCAGAUGGAAACUGGAUAAAGAACAAUGAUUCAAACUUUUAUAUUGAAUUUGGUGGGAAGAAGCAGAUUACAAAGGAUGUUGGUGAUGGAAAGGGUACUGCAAAGUUUUUGUUGGAUAAAAUAGCAGAAAUGGAAGGCGAGGCACAAAAGUCCUUUAUGCAUCGGUUUAACAUUGCAUCAGAUUUGAUGGAUCAAGCCAAAAAUUCUGGUCAACUGGGUCUCGCGGGUAUUUUAGUGUGGAUGAGAUUCAUGGCUACGAGGCAGCUCAUAUGGAAUAAAAAUUACAACGUGAAGCCACGCGAGAUAAGUAAAGCGCAGGAUAGGCUUACAGACUUGCUCCAGGAUGUUUAUGCAAGUUAUCCACAGCAUCGGGAACUUGUGAGGAUGAUCUUGUCUACUGUUGGUCGUGGAGGUGAAGGUGAUGUCGGACAGCGAAUUCGAGAUGAAAUCCUUGUUAUCCAAAGAAACAAUGAUUGCAAGGGUGGAAUGAUGGAGGAAUGGCACCAGAAGUUGCACAAUAACACUAGUCCAGAUGAUGUUGUUAUCUGUCAGGCACUACUUGAUUAUAUAAACAAUGACUUUGAUGUUGGUGUCUACUGGAAAACAUUGAAUGACAAUGGAAUAACAAAAGAACGUUUGCUAAGCUAUGACCGUGCCAUCCAUUCUGAACCAAAUUUCAGAAGAGAUCAAAAGGAAGGUCUUCUGCGUGAUCUAGGACAUUACAUGAGGACUUUGAAGGCAGUUCAUUCAGGUGCAGAUCUUGAAUCUGCUAUUGCGAAUUGCAUGGGCUACAAAGCUGAGGGUCAGGGCUUCAUGGUUGGGGUGCAGAUAAAUCCAGUGUCUGGUUUGCCUUCUGGUUUUCCUGAAUUACUUCAGUAUGUCUUGGAACACGUUGAAGAUAAGAAUGUUGAACCCCUUCUCGAGGGUUUGCUGGAGGCUCGCCAAGAACUCAGACCAUCACUCAGUAAAUCCCAAAGUCGUCUGAAAGAUCUUCUAUUUUUGGAUGUUGCUCUUGAUUCUACUGUUAGAACAGCAGUGGAAAGGGGAUAUGAGGAGUUAAACAAUGCUGGACCUGAGAAAAUAAUGUACUUCAUAUCCUUGGUCCUGGAAAAUCUUGCACUUUCAUCAGAUGACAAUGAGGAUCUUAUCUAUUGUUUGAAGGGAUGGGAUAUUGCCUUGAGUAUGUGCAAGACUACAGACAGUCAUUGGGCAUUGUAUGCAAAAUCAGUUCUUGACAGAACGCGCCUUGCACUCGCAAAGAAGGCAGAGUCAUACCAUCAGAUUCUACAACCAUCAGCAGAGUACCUUGGAUCACUACUAGGCGUGGACAGAUGGGCUGUGGAAAUAUUCACAGAAGAAAUUAUCCGUGCUGGCUCGGCUGCUUCUUUGUCUACUCUUGUUAAUAGACUGGAUCCUGUACUCAGAAAGACAGCGAAUCUUGGGAGCUGGCAGGUCAUUAGCCCAGUUGAAACAGUUGGAUAUGUUGAGGUUGUGGAUGAGUUGCUUGCAGUUCAGAACAAAUCAUAUGAGCGGCCGACCAUUUUGGUAGCAAAGAGUGUGAAGGGGGAGGAAGAAAUUCCAGAUGGUACAGUUGCUGUGCUGACACCCGACAUGCCAGAUGUCCUAUCCCAUGUUUCUGUACGAGCAAGAAACAGCAAGGUGUGUUUUGCUACGUGCUUUGAUCCAAAUAUCCUGGGUGACAUCCAAGCAAAUAAAGGAAAGCUCUUACGCUUAAAACCAACAUCAGCUGAUGUAGUUUAUAGUGAGGUGAAGGAAGGUGAAGUUACUGAUAAGAAAUCAACUCACUUGAAAGAAGGUGAUUCUGUGCCACCCAUAUCUUUGGUCAGAAAGAAGUUUAGUGGUAGAUAUGCUAUCUCGUCUGAGGAAUUCACCAAUGAAAUGGUUGGAGCUAAAUCGCGUAACAUUGGUUAUUUAAAAGGAAAAGUACCUUCUUGGAUUGGAAUUCCUACCUCGGUUGCCAUACCUUUUGGAGUUUUUGAACAUGUUCUAUCCGAUAAAUCAAAUAAGGCAGUGGCUGAUAAGAUCAAUAUUCUCAAAAGGAAGUUAACUGAAGAGGAUUUCAGUGCUCUCAAGGAUAUCCGUGAAACUGUUUUAGAGUUGAAUGCACCAUCCAAGUUGGUAGAGGAGUUGAAAACUAAGAUGAAGAGUUCUGGAAUGCCUUGGCCAGGUGAUGAAGGGGAACAGCGCUGGGAGCAAGCAUGGAAAGCUAUAAAAAAGGUCUGGGGCUCAAAGUGGAACGAAAGGGCAUACUUCAGCACAAGAAAAGUAAAACUCGACCACGAGUAUCUUUCCAUGGCUGUCCUUGUACAGGAAGUGAUAAAUGCGGACUAUGCUUUUGUCAUCCACACAACCAAUCCAUCCUCUGGAGACGCAUCAGAAAUAUAUGCUGAGGUGGUAAAGGGGCUCGGAGAAACACUCGUCGGAGCUUAUCCCGGACGUGCUUUGAGUUUUAUAAGCAAAAAACAUGAUUUGAACUCCCCUCAGAUCUUGGGAUAUCCUAGCAAACCUAUUGGCCUGUUCAUUAGACGGUCAAUUAUUUUUCGAUCUGAUUCCAAUGGUGAAGACCUAGAAGGUUAUGCUGGAGCUGGCCUUUACGACAGUGUGCCAAUGGACGAGGAGGAGAAAGUGGUGCUUGAUUACUCAUCUGACCCAUUAAUAACAGAUGGUAAUUUUCGACAAUCAAUCCUCUCAAGCAUUGCUCGUGCAGGAAGCGCAAUCGAAGAGUUGUAUGGCUCUCCUCAGGACAUUGAAGGUGUAAUCAGGGAUGGGAAACUCUAUGUUGUCCAGACCAGACCACAAAUGUAAGCCACUACACUUCCAUGUACCUCAACUAUGUUCAUCGCAUGCAACAUGAAGCUUCCAACGUUAGGGAGGGAGGUAGCUUCUGUGAAUUUGAGUACACCUGCGAAUUGCCAAAUUUGCUUAUAUUUAUAUACUUAAUGUAAGUGAUAGAUAUUUAAGAAUAAAAAAUAAUUCCACGUGUAACCAUGUAAUCGCGAAAACAAUGUAAAUUAUACUAUAUUGCCCUAUACUCUUCUUCCUA
Molecule: messenger RNA, 4979 nt
Organism: Arachis duranensis
Lineage: Eukaryota; Viridiplantae; Streptophyta; Magnoliopsida; Fabales; Fabaceae
Product: alpha-glucan water dikinase, chloroplastic
Exons: 34
Coding region: 302-4741 (1479 amino acids)
Biological process (GO): phosphorylation
Molecular function (GO): ATP binding; kinase activity
Source: RefSeq, a predicted model, not a curated record